UCCUGUUCAUGUAAUCCAUUGCUGCACGUAUACAAGUUUUUAACAUUUGCGCUCGAGUAGAUUCGGAGAGUGUUUUAGAUAUUUUUUUCUGGAUAUCUGCUGUAUGUACCUCAUAUUUUAAAUUGACGUGCAGUUAUGGAAUGUCUCUGAGCAGGUCUUGGCACAUAACAAUUGAUGAACAGAAAGGAGGGAAUGCAGGUCUGACCAUAAACCUGUGCAUUUCACGAACACAACUAUGGCAGAAAACCCAGCUUUCCAACAGCGACCCAGCCCCGUUGACAUUGUCAUACAAGAAACAGGAGCUUAAUUUGUACGAGAAUGGGGGUGUAGUGAAACCUGAAGAGGGCAGCGAGUACACGAAGCAGACCAAAAAACUCCGACGGGUAUUAAAGUGGUAUUUCUAUGCCGCCCUCAAGUUCAAGAACAAAACGUGCUUCAUUCACGUCGUCUAUCUCGCAAUAUUCUUCACACAAGUGGUCAAGGUUGCCCUCAUCACCACGCAGAUGUUCAGUUUCGGCCAUGACAGAGGCAACUUCAGCUCCACGGUGAACAGAGGUCACCUUGCCUUGAGGCACCUACUUCUGAAAGGCUGGGACGCAAGUUGGGAGACGUUACCAUACCCUCCGGCCCAAGGGGAUUUUGCCCUCUAUAUUGUAGAGGACCUGACGGAGGCCAUAGACUUUGCUGUCGAAAGGUACUUUAACGCGGAGAAGGAUGCAAUCGGGUUCUAUGUCCGACUGCCGAUGGACGACAUGGUGGCUCAGAUUAAGUACUUCGAUUUCCCGGGGUUCUCAGACGACAAGGUCAAGUCGGGCAUCGACAUUCACACGAAAACAUUUCCGAUAAAGCACGGCUUAAGUGAAACCAUUGACCCCAAGACCAAGGAAGUCUCGUAUAAUUAUAGCAUCUCGCGAGAGUUCGAGUUCCUGAAACUCACUCAACCAAUUAAGAAGAUGCUGUUGACGACCUUGACGUUUCAACUACACUCCGUCCGAGUCUAUGAGAAAGACGCAAAAGCACGCUGUUUGCGAAUUAAAGGCGAUAUAUCUUUCCAAGACUUGGACAACAACGGCCAGGUGAACGUUGAUUUGGAGACGCUGACGUCCCGCAUCAAAUGUGCCGACAUGAACUUCGCGUCCUUACCCGACCUAGCCUUGGACAAUACUUCUAACGCGGUGGCCGUUGCCGUAAUUGCUUUCUCAGUGAUAUCAGUGUUGCUGACACUAGCGAGCAUGAUUUGCGGGAUUGUUCUUUUUCUUCGCACCAAAGGGUAUAUGAAGGUAUAUUACCAGAAGUUCUACAAUCCACUAGCGAAUGGUGAAAGCGACCUUCCAUGGCGGGAAUAUACAAAGUUCUUCAAGCCUUGGGAUCUUCUUGUGAUCAUUGGCGAUGGUCUAACCUUGUUCGGAACAGUGUGGAUCAGGUUUAUUGGAGAGUCGAUUAAUUGGGUGUUGGCGACCCUGGACUCGUACACAGUGUGGCUGGGCAUAGGCUGUCUCCUCGCCUGGGUCUCACUCCUCCGCUUCUUCAAGUUCCACAACAAGUUCCACUUGCUGUUCAGCACGCUGUACCGGGCAUUCUGGGACGUGAUGGCCUAUCUGUUGUGUAUCACUGUCCUCUUUAUGGGCUUCUGGGUCUGCGGCUUCGUCGUCAUGGGACCUUACCAUGUGAAGUUCCAAACUCCAGAAGCAGCCAUGGAAACAUUAUUUGCCAUUGUUAAUGGCGAUGAAAUAUUCGCUACCAUGGCCAUUCUAGAGUCGAAGAAGUCUGGGGAUAGUAUCAUAUUCUGGUUUUCGAGGUUCUAUAUUGGUCUGUACGUGGCCAUAUUCACAGUCGUUGUCAUCAACCUACUGAUUGCAAUAUUCAUGAGUGCCUACGAGGAAAUAACAGAAUACUACAAAACUGCCCCAGAAGAACGGGAUCUCGGGCCAAUGGAACAAGCUUUGAGAAAGUUCCUACGGACGAACACAGAACGAAACAGCCUGCGCUCAUCGAUAUAUGAUCUCUUGAACGAUGAAGGCAGUCAUAGCACGGCAGAGAUGCCCCUGAAAAGAGAGUUGUCCAAACUGGUGAGAAUAUCGGAAUCGAAGAAAGACGUGGUGUUAUUUAGACCCACGACUCUAAAGGCGUUCAUGGAGGACGAAGAAGAUGUUGGGUUAGCCAUGGACUGUGGCUGCUUUAAGUGUGUGCUUGUCCUGCUCGGCAGUACGAAAGUCAAUUACCGAAUUUAAGAAUUGAAAACGUUGGCGAUUUCCCCCAAAUAGAUUGUUCACAUAGAUAAUUACUUCCUUGUUAUGAUUCCAAUUCACCACACAAGAGCUCUUUCAGUGCUGAUGAUGAUAUUUAUCUUGAGGAAGAUGUGAACAAAAUUGUCCUUUUAUGAAAAACUAUAUCUAUGUUAUGCUGCACUCUCACAUGUUGAACAUUUUGACAUUGUUGUAGUGUUUGUCUCAGAAUCAGCUGAUUCUUAUUUCAAUGUGUUCAAUACAGUCAUAAUUAGAAGAUAACUGACAAUAGAAUGGAUGGAAAACUGCCGAUAACAUCAUUUUUUUAAAGCGUUAGUAACGUUUUUAGUCACUAAACAUAAAUCUUAAUAUGAAAUA
This is a messenger RNA of Mya arenaria, 2603 nucleotides long. RefSeq names its product mucolipin-1-like. The record is from RefSeq and is a predicted model, not a curated record. The coding region runs from base 141 to 2231 and encodes 696 amino acids. Gene Ontology annotation, molecular function: NAADP-sensitive calcium-release channel activity. The transcript is spliced from 16 exons. Lineage: Eukaryota; Metazoa; Mollusca; Bivalvia; Myida; Myidae. Gene Ontology annotation, cellular component: plasma membrane; lysosomal membrane.